AUGAGUAGAAGACUGUCUCCAACGAAAUUUACGCUUUCACCUGAUCAUAAAUACUUACUUUUGACUCAAAAUGUCAAAAAACUGUUUAGAUAUUCAUUUUUAGCACAAUAUACUGUGUACGAUCUUAAUACAAGGGAAGUUAUUGCUGUGACACCACAUCCUGAAAAAGACAGUCAUCCCUACUUACUUUUGGCCCAGUGGACUCCUCGAGAUCAUGGCCUUCUGCUGAUUCAAGAUUAUGACAUUUACUACAGGAUUAGCCCUUUUAGUAGUUUUGCUUACCGCGUAACAAAUACAGCGGUACCUGGAGUAUUAUCAAAUGGUCUGCCUGAUUGGUUGUAUGAAGAAGAAAUAUUACAUAGUUCCGAAGCAGUUUGGAUGUCAAAGGAUUCUCAUAUCCUGCUAUAUGCAAGUUUUAAUGAUUCACUGGUUAAAGAAAUGUACACAUCAUGGUACGGGGAUGGAAAUAAACAUUUAUAUCCAGAAAUUCGAUCUCUCCGAUAUCCCAAGCCUGAUACACCUAAUCCAACAGUAGUUCUAUUCGUAGCAGAUUUGGCUGAUCCUAAAAAUAUACAUACGAAAAUGGUGAGACCGCCGAUAAUAAUGGAAAAAACAGAUUAUUUGUGA
This is a messenger RNA of Copidosoma floridanum, 627 nucleotides long. It is a transcript of the gene Dpp10, whose product is annotated as Dipeptidyl peptidase 10. The record is from RefSeq and is a predicted model, not a curated record. Gene Ontology annotation, biological process: proteolysis. NCBI's taxonomy places the organism in Eukaryota, Metazoa, Arthropoda, Insecta, Hymenoptera, Encyrtidae. Gene Ontology annotation, molecular function: serine-type peptidase activity; dipeptidyl-peptidase activity. Gene Ontology annotation, cellular component: plasma membrane.